AUGGCGCCAGGCCCCGGAACCGCAAGGAGCCAAGGCCCCCCAGACCCAGAGCGCCGCAAGCCGGCCCGCCAGGCCCAGCCACACGGCGGCCGCCGAACGCCGCCUCCCCCGCCCCGACGCCGCCGCGCAGAAGUUGGGGGCGACCCCGGGUCUCCUCCCGGCCCCGGCCUCCCCCUCACCUCCGCCGCGCUGCUCCAUGCUCAGCCCCGGGCCGCCCCAAGCGCUCCACAGGCGCGCCGCCCGGCUCCGGCCCGACCCGGCCGGGCCCCGCCUCCGCCUCGGCGGCGCCCCCGGCCCGGGCCAGUCCCCUCCCGGCCCGAGUGGGCGGCGCGGCGCGGGGGAGGGGUCCGAGGGGCGUCCCCGCCCCGGGGCGCGGACACGCGCAGGCACCCCACGUCACGCGUGUCUGCUGGGGCGCACGCAGGGGCUGCGCGGCGGCGAGCGGGACCCCUCCCGCCGAGUCUCGGUGACUGCGUGUCGGACGGCUCGGUCGGCUGUGGAUUCGGCGGGCGGGUCACCCCCUACCGGAGCCGGGGCCCCGGGGCCAGCGGCAGCUGGUCAUUGUUCGAGCACAAAGGGCCAAGGCGCGGCGCGGCGGCCCCUCCCCCUCGCUGCUCUGAUCGAAGCCCGCCCCAGACACUCUCCAGCUUCAGAGUCCGGAGCGGGAACAGAGGCCUUCACCUGCAGGCGGCCGGGAAGCAGCAGCCUCCGGAUGCGUCCCACCCGGCCCGCCCCCGUCGGCGGUUAUGGGACAGCCCCUCUCCCCAACCCCACGCCAUCCCCGGCCUAGACUGUGGGGCGCCCUGCCGGCUGGGGGUCCGCGCGGGCCGGUGGCGCUGCCCCUGGACUGCAAGGCUCCGGCUGGGUUCCUGCCCCAGCGCGCCCACCUCCUCGUCGCGAGAACGCCGGCUUCCCCGCCCGCUCCGGCUCCGGGCUCCGGGCUCCGGGUUCCGGACGCCGGACGCCGGACGCCGCCGGGAGCCCGCCUUGCCGGACCCGCCGUCCACGGCGUGA
Lepus europaeus (European hare) is the source of this 1014-nucleotide messenger RNA. Its product is annotated as serine/arginine repetitive matrix protein 1-like. The transcript has 5 exons. NCBI's taxonomy places the organism in Eukaryota, Metazoa, Chordata, Mammalia, Lagomorpha, Leporidae. The record is from RefSeq and is a predicted model, not a curated record. Bases 1 to 1014 code for a protein of 337 amino acids.